Mesocestoides corti is the source of this 771-nucleotide messenger RNA. NCBI's taxonomy places the organism in Eukaryota, Metazoa, Platyhelminthes, Cestoda, Cyclophyllidea, Mesocestoididae. The record is from the annotation of a GenBank genome assembly.
AUGAGUUCGAUUGGAACAGGAUACGACCUCUCAGCUUCACAAUUUUCGCCUGAGGGAAAGGUUUUUCAAAUUGAAUACGCGUACAAAGCUGUAGAAAAUAGCGGAACAGCUGUGGCGCUUAAGGGCAAAGACGGCGUUGUUUUUGCUGUUGAAAACAUCGUCCUUUCCAAACUUCAUGAACCAGGCUGCAUAAAACGUGUUUUUACGGUUGAUGCACAUAUUGGAAUGGUUGUUGCAGGGCUUCAGUCGGACACAAAGGCCCUUGUUGAAGUUGCAAGAGACGAGUGUUCUAACUAUAGGGAUACUUUCGGAGCACCUAUUUCAGCUAAAACUCUUUGUGAGCGCAUAUCAAUGCACAUGCAUGCCUACACACUAUACAGUGCCAUUAGACCGUUUGGUGUUUCUAUUCUUCUUGGAUCAUAUGAAGAAGACGGUCCUCACCUGUUUGUUAUCGAACCAUCAGGAAUGUACUAUGCGUAUGAGGGCUGUGCUAUUGGUAAAGCCAAACAAAACGCCAAAACUGAACUGGAACAACUUAAGUUAAAGGAUAUGACCAUAAAAGAACUCAUCAAAGAGGCAGCAAAAAUUAUUUACACAGUGCAUGAUGAAAUCAAAGACAAGACGUUUGAAUUGGACCUCAGUUGGGUUGGAAGUCAAACUGCUAAUCAACACCAACUGGUUCCGAGAGAUGUCCACCAAGAGGCGGAGGAGUACGCGAAACGUGCCGUUGAAGAAUCUGGUGAUCUUGAUGAAGAAGUUGGAAUGUUAUAG